CGGACGAAAGAAGAAUAUGCAGCUUUUCGGGCAAACGGGAAGAAAUGACUGACACCCUCCGCCAGUAAAGUUACCAUUCUACCCCCUCACAACUCCCUUCCCUAGGCGAAAGCUGCAACGUUUCCUGCCGAGAGACCAGAAUUUCUGAAAUCUCUCUCUACCCUGUACACGCUUCUCAGGAAAAAAUGAAAAGAAAAGACAUGGCAGCGUUUAAAACCCCAGGCAUUAACUCUAUUUACUGUUUUACCACUGAAUCGACGUGUCUGCUCUUCUACCCCAGAACUCAUCAGAAAUUUAAGAUCGGCAUUUUAGGGUUAGGGUUUCUCUCUUUCAGAGAGGAACUUGAAGUACAUUUUACAGACAUGGAAUUUGGAUGCUUAAGAGUAAAUAGCUAGGCAGCCCCCCAAAAAAGGGAAAAUGUCAGAAGCUAGGCGACAUUCUGUUGAUGUUCCUCUUUCAAGAACUUUAUUUGCACUCAGGAGAGUUCGGUCUUUGCGGGACCCAUCGACUAACUCCAUGAGCAAAUUCACAGCUUUCAUUGACAAUCUGGGCUGGGAAACAAGGUCCUUUAAUGAGGCCUCCCUUGGGUUAGAAAAUGUGCAUGAUGGUGUUCGAUCUGAUAAGCACAGUCUUCUUGGGUUGAAGAAUUUUCUCUCGGACAGAAUACUAGAGGAAUAUGAUACUGAUGCUGAAUUGGAUUAUGACAUCUCAAGAAGACCCAAUGUUAAAUUAAUUUCGCAGAAGAAAUCUGGUAGGAUUCAAUUUCAGAGCAGGGAUUUGCUGAAGAUGAAAAGGGAUGAUGAAUCGGGCUUUUCUAAAUCAAGCAUGGAUGGGGUGCAUGAGAGCAGUGGGUUGUUUUCUGAAAGCAGUCAGUUGGAUUUGACAUGGUUUCCACAUUGUACCAGCCAUUUGUCAGGGGAUAUGAACUCUGUGAACGACCCAAAAAUUGAAUCAGCACGAUCAGGAGAGAGAGCUGCAGCAGUGUUAAAGAGGAAGUCUGUAUAUGGUAAACUGAUUAAGCCAUCUGGGGUUGUAGAAGGUGUUAGCAGAAGUCAUGUAGGCAGUUCGUGCCCCUCCAUAACUGACACUCCAGUGGAUGGAUCGAGUGUUAGCACAAACGAGGAGGUGGAUGUCGUGGCUUCAAAUCACCAUGGGUGUGGAGUCAGUUGCUGUUGGCCGAGAACUCCGAAAUUCAGGGAACUGAAUCUCCCUUCCGACAUGGAUGGCUAUGCAUUUUUAUCUAAGGAAGGGAAGGAAACACCUCAGUCAGGGAAGGAAAGGAGCUCGGUGCAUUUCAAUAGAGACUUGGCUAUGCAUGCAGACACUCCAAGGAGUCUAAGUCAGAAAUUCAGGCCGAGAUCUUUCAGUGAAUUGGUUGGACAGCAUGUGGUGGCCCAGUCUCUUUUAAGUGCCAUUGCUAAAAGAAAAGUCGCUUCCCUUUACCUUUUCCAUGGGUCCCGUGGUACUGGUAAGACGUCAACCUCUAGGAUUUUUGCGGCGGCCCUGAAUUGCUUUUCUCUUGAGGAAAAUAGACCAUGUGGGCUAUGCCGAGAAUGCAUUUUGUUUUUCUCUGGAAGGGGGCAGAAUGUCAAAGAAGUGGAUGCUGCAAAAAUGAACCGUUCAGGUCGGGUUAAAGCGCUUCUUAAGAAUGCUGCUCUUGCUCCAGUCUCCUCACGGUUCAAGGUCUUCAUCAUCGAUGAGUGCCAGUUGCUGCGAGGGGAGACCUGGGCUGCUUUUCUGACUGGCCUUGAGGAACUUCCAAGACAUGCUGUUUUUGUAAUGGUUACUGCUGAUCUGGAUAAACUACCACGUGGUGCAGUAUCUCGAUGCCAAAGGUACCACUUCCCCAAGAUAAGGGAUGCAGACAUUGUUAGCAGGUUGCAGAAAAUCUGUGACGAGGAGGGCUUGAAUUUUGACAAGAUUGCACUUGAUUUUGUUGCUGCUAAAUCUAAUGGUUCUCUUCGAGAUGCAGAGACAAUCCUUGACCAACUGAGCUUGCUUGGAAAAAGAAUCACCCUAUCUCUGGCAUAUGAACUUACUGGAGUUGUCUCGGAUGAUGAGUUGCUCGAUUUGCUGGAUCUAGCCUUGUCUUCAGACACUUCAAAUACAGUUAGAAAGGCUAGGGAGCUUAUGAGAUCUAGGGUUGAUCCUAUGCAAUUAAUUUCACAACUAGCAAAUCUCAUCAUGGAUAUUCUUGCAGGCAGAUGUCAGCCAGGAAGUUCUGAAGUAGGAAGAAGAUUUUUCGGAAGACAUCCUUUAGCUGAAGUUGACUUACAGAAGCUGAGGCAUGCAUUAAAAAUACUUUCUGAGACUGAAAAACAGUUGGGGACAUUAAAAAAUCAAACAACAUGGCUUACGGUAGCACUUCUACAGUUCAGUGCUGGAGAGUCCGCUUCUCUCUUUGGUAGAAAUGAUUCAAGGGUAUGCCUGGAAACAGCAUGUCCAAAAGAUGAUGGUUUUUGCAGCACAUCCUCGAAAAGGGAGGGUCUGAAUAAUUCUAUUUCUCAUGCAUGCAACCCUAGCGAAUCCCAUCAAUCAGAGAUACAUUAUAAUCAUGCGAGGAAAUUGGAAACUAUCUGGAGGAGAACCUUAGAAGAAUGCCAAUCAAAUACACUAAAAAGGUUCUUAAAAGAAAAAGCAAAGUUGUCUUCCGUUUUCGUCAACCAAGGCCUGGCAAUAGCAGAUGUGGAAUUAUGUCAUCCAGAUCAUGUGUACAGGGCUGAGAAGUCAUGGAAACUUAUUGCUAGUUCACUUCAGCUUGUGCUCGGGUGCAAUGUAAAAAUUAGAAUCAAUUUUAGGCCCUGUACUGAAAGAAAAAAUGUCAAAGUGAAGUCAUCAUCCUUUAAUUUGUUGACUUGUUCCUGUGGAAAGCAAGAAAAUUCAGUUUCAGGCACUGUGGAUGGAUGCAACUAUUCGGAUGCUUCUCCUUCCCCCUCCAAUCAGCCUCUAAAACGAGAAACAUCUGAUAAUGGUCAUUCUUCUUAUCAGUUUUCACCAUUGAUGCACCGGUUGCCUGCUACAAACAAUGCAAUCUCCCUUCAUCGUAAUGACGCGGACACUAUAAGAAACAUUGAAGUAAAUGCUCUAAGCACUGGCACAACUACAUCACAUAGAGAAGUAGAUAGUGGCAUGCCAAGCGGGUGCAAGUUAGAAAUUAAUUCUUCAGAGGAAAUGAAAAACACAGAAUGUCAGUAUCUUAGCACUCAUGAACCAGAAGCUCAGCCAAGCUGUUUCUCAAAGACCCGAAAACUUAAAAGACUUUUACGUUCAUCUGAUGCUUCUUGCACAAUUUGUUUAAGGAUCCAGCCAAAUCACAAACUUGAAUUCUCUAUUCCCAGAAAGGCAUCUAUUGAACCAUAUUUCUGCAUGGAUGAUCCUUACAUUCUCUGCUCCAGUUCAAAUACACAAAUAAUGCGCAGCAACACAUCUGCAGAUGAGGACCGACCAAGCAAAGAAUCCAAGGUUAGCGCGAAGCUACAUUGUCGGAGAUCACCCAGAUUUCCAGUUAGGAAGGGUUGGCUACGCAAGAGGUUGAAUGAAAGAAAAUGUCAAUGGGUUGCUUGGAUCUUACCUUGUUCUACUGCCAAGUUGGAUGGGCGUCACCAGCUAUGAAGGGAGGAGGAUUGCAUGGAUCACAGAUAUGUGUAAACGAUUAGUUGACAUGGUUGUAUCAUCUUCAAUUAAACCAUGUAAUGAAAACUAAUUGACACCCAGUUGGGAAGCCAAGUUGGUCAUG
Messenger RNA from Magnolia sinica, 3736 nucleotides. Its product is annotated as protein STICHEL-like 2. Gene Ontology annotation, cellular component: nucleus; DNA replication factor C complex; DNA polymerase III complex. Gene Ontology annotation, biological process: DNA repair; DNA-templated DNA replication. NCBI's taxonomy places the organism in Eukaryota, Viridiplantae, Streptophyta, Magnoliopsida, Magnoliales, Magnoliaceae. The coding region runs from base 418 to 3612 and encodes 1064 amino acids. The transcript has 8 exons. The record is from RefSeq and is a predicted model, not a curated record. Gene Ontology annotation, molecular function: DNA clamp loader activity; ATP binding; DNA-directed DNA polymerase activity.